This is a messenger RNA of Calidris pugnax (ruff), 822 nucleotides long. Its product is annotated as tetraspanin-3-like. NCBI's taxonomy places the organism in Eukaryota, Metazoa, Chordata, Aves, Charadriiformes, Scolopacidae. Gene Ontology annotation, cellular component: membrane. The coding region runs from base 1 to 822 and encodes 273 amino acids. The record is from RefSeq and is a predicted model, not a curated record. The transcript has a single exon.
AUGAGGAGAAUUAGAGCUGCAGUGGCAUUGUCAUUGGCCUCCUUAUGGCUCUAUGAAGACUCCUGGCUCAGGCCCUUUGCUCGAUCUCUUCUGUGGCUCCUAGGCUUCAUCUUCUGGGGUUCUGCUGCAGCUCUGGCCUUUGGUGGAAUUCUUGUGAUCCUGAUGCACGAGAACUAUGGAUAUUUAUUUCCAGAGUCUUUCUUGGUUCUCCCUGGCUGGCUGGCUAUUGUGGCUGCACUUAUCUUGCUACCUGCUGGAGUUUUGGCUAUCUCUAUUUCUGCGAAGAGCUCCCGCUAUCAGCAAGGUGCUCUGAUGUACUUGCUGCUGCUCCUUCUUUGCCUAGAAAUGUCUUCAGCAAUUCUGGCAGAUUUCUAUACUCUUCGAUUGGCUUCUGAGAUGCAAAGCACUAUGAGUUACCUUGUCUAUCAGUACAAUGGAACGCACUCCCAGGGCCCUGGCAGCGAAGCUGUGGAUGUGGUACAGAGGCAGCUGCAGUGUUGUGGGGUCCAAAACUAUACGGACUGGCUAAAAUCAACAGCUGCUUCUUGGCACCUCCUAGCUGAAGAAGCUCGUGUCCCCAAAAGCUGCUGUAAGGAGAAGUAUUCUCACUGCAGGGGAGACUUAAGCCAUCUGGAGCAGCUUUUUCAGGAAGGCUGUCUAAAGAAGCUGGACGACCGCUUGCAUGUUGUCAUGCUCUAUGUGUUUUGGUGCUGUACUGUGAUAGGCAUCUUAGAGCUGUUGGCUGGUGUCAGCAAUGGCAUCCUCAUGAGGUAUCUGCCUUUCCAUGACUUCUCAUUUCUGGACUCAUCUACCUUGUCAUAG